Molecule: messenger RNA, 2259 nt
Organism: Melitaea cinxia (Glanville fritillary)
Lineage: Eukaryota; Metazoa; Arthropoda; Insecta; Lepidoptera; Nymphalidae
Product: carbonic anhydrase 7-like
Exons: 8
Coding region: 1-1011 (336 amino acids)
Molecular function (GO): zinc ion binding; carbonate dehydratase activity
Source: RefSeq, a predicted model, not a curated record
AUGUGGAUUAUUGCAGUGACUGUUUUGGCUAUUGCUGAUUUACACUGUUUCCAUUUGUUUUACAUACGAUUCCAUAUUAUUAAUUCACUUUUACCUAUUGUUGCAGGUGCCAUUAACGGAGCAGAUUGGUCGUAUGAUUAUGAAACCCAAUGGCCGGGUGUUUGUACGACGGGGACGCAGCAGUCCCCAAUCAACAUCAUGUCCCGAGAGGCGGUCUACGACAAACAUGGGGCUCAUAUCAAAGGCCCCCUGGUCUUCCGAGGUUACAAAAAUGUGAAUGCCUCUGGAGAAAAUGAUGGACAUACCUUAAAAUGGACCAUAGAGGAAGACGAAAUAAUGCCCGUAAUAUCAGGAGGACCGCUGCGGGGAAACUACAGCUUUUUGCAGUUCCAUCUGCACUGGUUGUCGGAACACGCUAUUGACGGAAUGAAAUACCCUAUGGAAAUUCACUUCCUCCACGUUAAGACGGGUCUCUCAGUCGAAGAAGCUCUAGAACGUCCGGACGGACUUGCUGUUGUCGCGGUUAUUGCCAUGGUACACAGCGGCGAAGAGAGUGAGUACGCAUUAGAAGAAUUAUCCUCGAUGCUGCCGCAACUGAUCAACCAACACGAAAAACUACCGCCUUCAGUUAUUGACUUAACCCGGCUAUUCAGUCCAAAUAUGCAGUCGUACUACACGUACCACGGCUCGCUGACCACCCCGCAGUGUCAGGAGGUCGUCACUUGGAUCGUGCUGGACACGCCGCUCAUUAUUUCUGAUACGCAGUACAAACUGUUCAGCAAAGUCGAUGUCGGUGGGAUCGACAACUACCGAAGUCUGCAACCCGUUAACCGUGUUAUCUACCGAAACAGCGCCUCCCUGACCUUCCCAAGUUCCCUCGCCUUAAUAGCAGCCCUUCUCAACCUCACAACGACCAUGUCCAGCAUCGUGAGUAAGGGUGUCUGUACGUUUGUCAAUUUGAAGAAAAGGUUCUGGGGUAAAAAAGUACAUGACUGUAGCAAAACUAAAUGAAGAGAAUGGUUUUUGAAUAUGGUAAAUAUCAAUUUGUAGGAAAUACGAAAUAUUUAUUUUUUUGAACAAAUCUUUUGUAUUAGACAAUGGGAACAAUUGGUGGAUUUAAAUUGUACAGAGUAUUAUUAUUUAAUGAUUUAUAAUAUUUAGAAUUCAUCGGUAGUUUACAUUUCGUAAUAGUAAAUGUAGCAUUUAGAUUUAAUUUUAGCUAAGAUGUUAAAAUGUUUCGUAUCCUGCCACAAUGAGGGUUAAAGAAUCUAAAAUAUACAAAGCCGUUCACGGGUUUGAAAAACCAUUGCAGACUAAUGUAUUUUGGGGUGUGAUUUAUAGAUUCGGUAGUGUAUGUGUGAGAACAUGAUCUUAGUAGCAAUAUUUACACUUUACUCACACACUAGGAUAUAAUCCUAUCGUGAUUAGGUCUUUAAAAAAAAGAACUUUAAGGAGAUGUCAAUGUACAGUACCCGACCAUAAAUAAUAAACGUCGACCCUUGAAAACCUGGACCUCUGGGAUUUGGGAUCUUGGAGUAUAAAGCGCUAUGAAGUCAAAAUAUAGCCGAGUGUCUCUUUCAAAUGGUUGAUGUGCAUUAUUUAUGGCCGGAUGUACUUUAGUCUUAUGUAACUGCAAUUAUUUCUCCUUGCAUAAAAUUUCGACGUACACAUCAGAACAUGCGACUUUAGUACCAUCGACGGUAGAUGUUUAUUUUUAAAUUAGUAAAUGAUUAAUGAUGACAAUUAACAUAAUACAUGAUUUUUAAUCGUAAUAAACAAAUGAUAUAUUUAUAGAACUGGUAACAAUGAGUUUUCAAUUCAAGCAAUAGGUGUAUAAGACUUAAAAGGAAAUAAUUAUAAAAGUAAUUAAGUAAUUAAUAAUUUAAAAAUUAGAUGAUAAUAUUAAUAAGCAAAUAUAUCGUUUACCUAAUUAGCAAGAUUUGUAUCGAUAAUAAUAUUUAAAAAAAAGUAAUUUUGUCUGGUAGCUAUCAGAAAUCAAAGCAUUUCAUAGUUUUUAUCGAUACACAUGACUCCUUUAUUAUUACUAAUUAUGACAUUAAGCUUUCCUAAGAAAUAAUAAGUUUUGUAUAUUCAUUAUGCAUUUUGAAUUCGAAUAGAAUAGACAUCACCAUUUUUGGUGUCAGGCGGUCAAAAGAUUUGUAAUUAGUUGACUAAGUAGGUACAUUUUGAAAUACAGGGAAAUAAACAAAUUUACAGCAAAAACAAAAAAAAGAAAGUUAAUAAAAUAUUUAUUGAUUA